AUGAGGGUGCUCUGUGCUUUCCCUGAAGCCAUGUCCUCCAGCAGCUCCUGCCCCCCCUCGUGCCUAGCCCUGGUGGCUCUCUUGGCUCUGUUGCUCCAUCUCUCUCUCUCCUUUCAAGCUGGAGACAGGAGACCCUUGCCUGUAGACAAAACUACAGGUUUGAAGGAAAAGACCCUGAUUCUACUUGAUGUGAGCACCAAGAACCCAGUCAGGACAGUCAAUGAGAACUUCCUCUCUCUACAGCUGGAUCCCUCCAUCAUUCAUGAUGGCUGGCUCGAUUUCUUAAGCUCCAAGCGUCUGGUGACCCUGGCCCGGGGACUCUCGCCCGCCUUUCUGCGCUUCGGGGGCAAAAGGACGGAUUUCCUGCAGUUCCAGAACCUGAGAAAUCCGGCGAAAAGCCGCGGGGGCCCGGGCCCGGAUUACUAUCUCAAAAACUAUGAGGAUGACAUUGUCCGGAGUGAUGUUGCCUUGGAUAAACAGAAAGGCUGCAAAGUCGCCCAGCACCCUGACAUUAUGCUGGAACUCCAGAGAGAGAAGGCAGCUCAGAUGCAGCUGGUCCUUCUGAAGGAGCAGUUCUCCAAUACUUACAGUAAUCUCAUAUUAACAGCCAGGUCUCUAGACAAACUUUAUAACUUUGCUGAUUGUUCUGGACUCCACCUGAUAUUUGCUCUAAAUGCACUGCGUCGUAAUCCCAAUAACUCCUGGAACAGUUCUAGUGCCCUGAGCCUGUUGAAGUACAGUGCCAGCAAAAAGUACAACAUUUCUUGGGAACUGGGUAAUGAGCCAAAUAACUAUCGGAGCAUGCAUGGCCGGGCAGUAAAUGGUAGCCAGUUGGGAAAGGAUUACAUACAGCUGAAGAGGCUGCUGCAACCCAUCCGGAUUUACUCCAGAGCCAGUUUGUAUGGCCCUAAUAUUGGACGGCCCAGGAAGAACGUCAUUGCUCUCCUAGAUGGAUUCAUGAAGGUGGCAGGGAGCACAGUAGAUGCAGUUACCUGGCAACAUUGCUACAUUGAUGGCCGGGUGGUCAAGGUGAUGGACUUCCUGAAAACUCGUCUGUUAGAUACACUCUCUGACCAGAUUAGGAAAAUUCAGAAAGUGGUCAAUACAUACACUCCAGGAAAGAAAAUUUGGCUCGAAGGCGUGGUGACCACCUCAGCUGGAGGCACAAACAAUCUGUCAGAUUCCUAUGCUGCAGGAUUCUUAUGGUUAAACACUUUAGGAAUGCUGGCUAAUCAGGGCAUUGAUGUUGUGAUACGACACUCAUUUUUUGACCAUGGAUAUAACCAUCUGGUGGACCAGAAUUUUAACCCAUUACCAGACUACUGGCUCUCUCUCCUUUACAAGCGUCUGAUUGGCCCCAAAGUCCUGGCAGUGCAUGUAGCUGGGCUCCAGCGGAAGCCACAACCAGGAAGAGUCAUCCGAGACAAACUAAGGAUCUAUGCUCACUGCACAAACCACCACAACCACAACUAUGUCCGCGGCUCUAUUACACUUUUCAUCAUCAACCUACAUCGAUCAAGAAAGAAAAUCAAACUGGCUGGGACUCUCAGGGACAAGCUCGUGCACCAGUAUCUGCUGCAGCCCUACGGGCAGGAAGGCCUAAAGUCCAAGUCAGUGCAGCUCAAUGGCCAGCCCUUAAUGAUGGUGGACGACGGGACCCUUCCAGAACUGAAGCCCCGUCCCCUGCGAGCUGGCCGGACAUUGGUCAUCCCUCCAGUUACCAUGGGCUUUUAUGUGGUCAAGAAUGUCAAUGCUUUGGCCUGCCGUUACCGAUAAACAACCCUCUGCUUGUGAGCUCCUGGUGGGCUUGCUGGACUGCCUUCUACUCUCCACUCUUGUAGCGCCCUUAUUCCUCAGCCUCUGCUCCCAUCCUGCUGGAGUCAACAUAGACUUUCACUCCAAAGAGACGAAAAGUCAUAGUACGAGCUUAGCCUAGGUAGGUGACACCCAUCCCUAAGAAAAAUGUAGACACCCUUUAUUCCUAUGCAGAGAUAAAGGUGUGUGUCUGUUGAUGCACACCUCACAACCAGGCUGGCAGCAUGCUUUCAGAGCAGUGUUUGCAAACAGCUGCCUGUAGUCUUGAUCACACAGCAAUGUAACUGCAAACCCCAAGCCCUAGCCUACUGCUGCUGCUGCCCUCAGCAGAGGAUGAUGAAGGAAAGAGCAAGGGAGGGCUGCAAAUCCAAUCCUCCUCUAACUCCUCCUUUGUCUGCUUCCUGCUGCUGCCUUGGGUUUCCUGACACCUCUCUUCCCAUGGGGAGCAAAUGGGUGAGUCAGCUCUGGCCUGCUGGGUGAGCUGUUUAUAUAAUUUCCUGGCUGAUGUAUGAGUGUGUGCAUCUGGGUUUCUGACAGUGGCAUCCAUCACUGGCUAUUCCUCUGGGAAGCGGGUGCUUCACAAGUAGAAUUACAGUCAUAUUCCGCAGUCUGUAAGGUUCUAUUCCUCUGUGACUCUAGAUUCCCUCAGGCCUGGAGUGGGAGUCAGGUAACAAUAUUCAUUGAGUGGAGAGCAAUGUAUUAGUCUCCACAAAAAGAAAUCAUCAUUCUUCAUGUUGCCAGGAGGGAGAGAAUUGUAGUACAAAGAAAAAGCACAUGGCAACAUCCAGCACAUACAUGCAUGCUCACACACACACACACACACACACACACACACACACACACACACAGACCAAUCUAGUAAAGCAAUUUAGACCUUGCCCUCAAACUGAAAGGAUUUCAAAGACUCAAAACAAUAAGCCCUUAGUUAUUUGAUUGACCAAAACCCUUAGAAGAAGACAGUGUGAAUCACAGUCAUCAUAAACAUAGCCAAACCUUUCUGCUUCUUCCCACAUAGCUGAGUCUUAGUGGCAUUUACUAGGGAGAAAUCCCAUCUGGUCACAUCCCAGGUGGGUGUACUUUAGUAUGGUACAAAGUUUUCAGUUGGCUCCGUUGAAGAAGAACGGGGAAUUGGUCUGAUAGCAAAACUGAAAAUGAUAGGUGGAAGCUUUCUGAGUUGGACAGGCAGGAGGACUGACUUAACGUCUAUGGCCAGGACUUUAAAUGAGCUAUGGGGUUUGGGAGUCUUUGGAAACAAGCUGCAGCGGCAGAGACUCUGUGGACAUGACUGACCUCAGGAUAAAUGCCAAGGGUGAUGCUGCUUUUAAGAGGAAGGGGGUCCUUGACACUCUCCUGGGUGCCCGUAAGUCAGUGACACAGUUUUGAUGUGAACAGACGGGCCUGAGGGAGAAGCUGAGGCCAGUCGUGAGGGAGGCAGCAGGGGCACACCUAAGAUGUCUGAAGAAUAAGGAUGUGGUCCAGUUUGCAAAGUGAGAGGUGAGAGGAAGGUCAGACAAACAAGGUCCCCAGCGCUUUUCAUCGAGGAGAACUGGGAAUUUCAGGGGUGGGGGGCCCAUCUUAGUCUGUACAAGGGAGACCGUGGGAUCAGAUUGUGACGUGCUUAUUUUCAGUAUAGGAGAGGCAUCACACAGCAGUCAUAUCAGGGCAAGCAAGAACAGAAGACUCAGGACAGUCUAGACCUAUCAGUGGUCAGCUUGGAAGAUCUGGAGAUGGGGGCCCGUGAGACUGCUUACCCAGCAAGGCUCCCAGGGAGCUUCCCUUCCCAGGCACCUUCCGUGGAAGCUCCAGACAGAGAGAAGUGUUGAUAUUGGAGGUAGGAAGGAAGGAAAAGAAGAGAGAUGUGGGAAAGGGAAAGAAAACAAACGGAUGGGUUUUCCUCGAACACAUAUCAAAAUCCCUUCUAAGUACCUGUCUGGGGGCAACUGCAGGGCCCCUGAUAACUGCAGGGUAACCAGAGCCUCCUAGUGCCAGGCCCUGGGCUAGUUUGCUUUCAUAUCUAGAACCCCCAUGACAAAGCUGCUCUUGUCAUCGCCAUGCAUCUGUGAGGCAUGGGAGAGUCCUUACACUGCCCAGCAUCACCCAAGGCAAUGAGUUUGCUUGAGGAAUAAUCCAGAACCGGCCUACUUAGUCACCAAGCUCAGUGGCUUUUCAUGUCACAGACUCACCCCUCAUCUGGUAGACUCUGCUUGCCCAGGAUAGCCAAGACAUCCAGAGCCCAGUGCAAACACAUUUUCUGUAAAUAGGUGCUGACUCUUCACUAAGCCUUGCAGAAUGUAGGUCAUUUUCGCUGCUUUUGUCUUUCUCUGUGAAUUAAAAGCUGCACCCAAGAG
Molecule: messenger RNA, 4163 nt
Organism: Peromyscus californicus insignis
Lineage: Eukaryota; Metazoa; Chordata; Mammalia; Rodentia; Cricetidae
Gene: Hpse2
Product: heparanase 2 (inactive)
Exons: 12
Coding region: 1-1776 (591 amino acids)
Cellular component (GO): extracellular matrix; membrane
Molecular function (GO): hydrolase activity, acting on glycosyl bonds
Source: RefSeq, a predicted model, not a curated record